GGGGCCCCUGAGGCACGGCCGCGGAGGAGGAGGAGGAGGGGGGUGCGCGCGCGCCCUCGCGCUCUCCCGCCGCCAUGGCAACCGCCACCGCCGCCCCCAAGCAGGAAAUGGCGGCGGAUGUUCCUUCCUUGGGCACAGGGGUGGCGUCUGGAACGUCCGGAUCAGGCUCUCAAACUGGAGGAAGCGUCAUCCCGAGAACAAACAAGAGGAGGCCAGGGCUUGAUUUUGAUGAUGAUGGCGAAGGAAGUAAAUUUCUCAGAUGCGACGAUGACCAGCUCCCAAACGACAAAGAGAGGUUUGCCAGGUCUGACGAUGAGCAGAGUUCAGCGGAUAAAGAGAGACUGGCCAGGGAGAACCACAGUGAAAUCGAGCGGCGUCGGCGGAACAAGAUGACCGCCUACAUAACCGAGCUUUCCGACAUGGUGCCGACCUGCAGCGCGCUGGCUCGCAAGCCGGACAAGCUCACCAUCCUGAGGAUGGCCGUCUCGCACAUGAAGUCCCUCCGGGGCACCGGGAACACCUCCACCGACGGCACCUACAAGCCCUCUUUCCUCACAGACCAGGAGCUCAAGCACCUGAUCCUGGAGGCGGCCGACGGGUUCCUCUUCAUCGUGUCCUGUGAGACCGGCCGGGUGGUCUACGUCUCUGAUUCGGUGACGCCCGUCCUGAACCAGCCCCAGUCUGAGUGGUUUGGCCGCACGCUCUAUGACCAGGUGCACCCCGACGACGUGGAGAAACUGCGGGAACAGCUUUCCACCUCGGAGAACGCGUUGACAGGUCGUAUCCUUGAUCUGAAAACUGGGACCGUGAAGAAGGAAGGGCAGCAGUCUAUGAGGAUGUGCAUGGGAUCCCGGAGGUCCUUCAUAUGCCGGAUGAGAUGCGGCACCACUGCGGUCGAUCCGGUCUCCAUGAACCGCCUCAGCUUUAUGAGAAACCGAUGCAGGAAUGGCUUAGGUGCUGCCAAGGAUGGGGAGCUUCAGUUUGUGGUGGUCCACUGCACCGGCUAUAUAAAAGCCUGGCCCCCAGCAGGGGUUUCGCUACCAGAUGACGAUCCAGAUACCGGGCAAGGAAGCAAGUUUUGCCUUGUGGCCAUCGGCCGGCUCCAGGUCACGAGCUCCCCCAGCUGCGCGGACAUGAGCACCGUGUGCCAGCCGACCGAGUUCAUCUCCCGGCACAACACCGACGGCAUCUUCACCUUCGUUGACCAUCGUUGUGUGGCCACAGUCGGCUACCAGCCCCAGGAACUCCUAGGGAAGGACAUCGUUGAGUUCUGCCACCCCGAAGACCAGCAGCUCUUGCGGGACAGCUUCCAGCAGGUGGUGAAGUUAAAAGGCCAGGUUCUGUCUGUCAUGUUCCGUUUCCGGUCCAAGAACCGAGAAUGGCUCUGGAUGAGAACCAGUUCCUUUACCUUCCAGAACCCGUACUCGGAUGAGAUUGAGUACAUCAUCUGUACCAACACCAACGUGAAGAACUCCACCCAGGAGACCCGGCCCGCCUUGUCCAACCCAAUGCAGAGGCCGCAGUUGGGCCAGAACGUCAGCCUGCCGUUGGAGAUGGGCUCAGCACCGCUGGCGGGGAGGCAGCCGCCCACUCAGCCAGCAGAGCUCGACGUGGUCCAGGGAAGGGAGAGCUUAGCCAGCUAUGAACACACGCAGGCUGUCGUUCAGCCGGUGAGUGGCGCUGGUUCAGAGCACAGCAAGCCCAUGGAGAAGACGGAGACCCUCUUCAGCCAGGAGAGGGACCCCCAUUUUGCUGAAAUCUAUAGCAGCAUCAGCACAGACCAGACGAAAGCCAUCUCGUCCAGCUCCAUGCCUGCCAGCCAGUCUCUCUUCUCCCAGGGAAACGCGUUCAACGCGUCACGGCCAGCUGAGAACUUCAGGAGCAGUGCCAUGGUGCCCCCCGUGAACGUCAUCCAGCAGCCAACGACGCAGCAGCCGACGUCAGCGGGUCAGAUUCUGGCCCAGAUCUCUUGCCACUCCAAUCCCAGCCAGGUCUCCAGUGCCAACUGGGCUUCAGGAACACGCCCGUCUUUCGCAGCCCAACCGGUGGCUUCCCAGGCGGUGAAGACACGGCCUCCGUCCUUCGCCAUGGGCGCCUUCCAGGGCACCCCGUCCUCUUUCAGUCCAAUGUCGACGCCCGUUUCCACUGCCUCGCCAGGCGCAGCGGCCUACCCGAGCCUCGCCAACCGAAGUGCCGGCUUUGCUGGAGAGAGCGGGCAGGCCUCCUCCCAGUUCCAGCCACGGACAGCAGAGGGCGUCGGCGUGUGGCCGCAGUGGCAAGGCCAGCACCACGGUCCAGGGGCGGGCGAGCCACACCUCCCGCAGCAGUCAAGCCAGCCGGAAGUCUUCCCGGAUAUGCUGUCCAUGCUGGGCGACCAGGGGAGCAACUAUAACAACGAAGAGUUCCCAGAGCUGAACAUGUUCCCCCCUUCUCAGAUAAGGAGUGAGAACCGAUCGGCAAAGAAAACUGCAGCGGGCCUGUCUCUGUCCCGUGGGAAAGGAAGACGCAGCCGGGUCUCUCUCUCUCUCUGUCUCUCUCUCUCUCUGUCUGUCUCUCUGUUUGUCUCUCUGUCUCUGUCUCUCUGCCUCUGUCUGUCUGUCUGUCUCUGUCUCUCUGUCUGUCUGUCUCUGUCUGUCUGUCUGUCUCUCUCUCUGUCUGUCUCUGUCUCUCUCUCUGUCUGUCUGUCUCUGUCUCUCUGUCUGUCUGUCUCUCUCUGUCUCUGUCUCUCUCUCUCACGACUUCUUGUCAAGACUGCCAAAGUCUUUCUCACUUUGGGAAAGCAGAAGCAUCCAGCGAGGGGCUCGCUGACGAAGGACUGAUGCAUUCCCCAAACGGAAAUGGCGUGUCCGGUAAGGCCACCUGACUGGCCGCAGCCUCUUCCUCAACCUGCCCCGGAAGCGUUCGGUUCUCGGAGAUGGUUGGACCUGCUCUCCACAGCCGUAGCAGGGGUGUGCUUUUGUCACGCCAGACAGGAGCACAGGCGCUCGGGGUGUGAGCAUCAGGGAUAUUUUAAAAGCUCAAUGGGUGUUUCUUUUUAAAGCAACACUUCAACGCCAUAACCUUUUUAUAUAUAUAUAUAU
Messenger RNA from Heteronotia binoei (common prickly gecko), 3080 nucleotides. RefSeq names its product aryl hydrocarbon receptor nuclear translocator (gene ARNT). The transcript is spliced from 22 exons. Gene Ontology annotation, biological process: regulation of transcription by RNA polymerase II. NCBI's taxonomy places the organism in Eukaryota, Metazoa, Chordata, Lepidosauria, Squamata, Gekkonidae. Bases 75 to 2819 code for a protein of 914 amino acids. Gene Ontology annotation, molecular function: protein dimerization activity; DNA-binding transcription factor activity, RNA polymerase II-specific; RNA polymerase II cis-regulatory region sequence-specific DNA binding. Gene Ontology annotation, cellular component: transcription regulator complex; cytoplasm; aryl hydrocarbon receptor complex. The record is from RefSeq and is a predicted model, not a curated record.